UUUUUUUUUUAAUUACUAAAAAGCGCAUAGCAUUUUUGUGCGUUGUUUCUACUCUCUUCACUCCCAUCAGAUUCUGACCAACUAAACAAGCAAAGUACCAUCAAACUGCAUCCGAAACCGAUCAAAUUAUGGAGAACCCUAACAAUGCCAACACCCAUCAACCCCAACGCCCUACCGAAGAAAACAACGACGACAUCGACGAACAAGAAGACGAAGACGACGAGGAAGACGAAGACUACAUCGAUGAUUCCGACUCACCGACUCCCCUAAUCCCCCAAUCCCCAAUCGCCCGUUUGCGAGAGCAGAAAUUCAAACUUGAAACCCUUUCCCGCCGACUCUCAUCGGAACUUGUCCCUAUCCGAGUCCACGACGUCAUAAUUCGCGGCAACACGGCCACCAAGGACUGGGUGAUCGAAGCGGAACUCAAGGGAAUCGAGGAUGUUACCACCAUGCAGGAACUCAUUCGUGAAUCGGAAAUCGCACUUGCGAGGCUUCAGAGCCUUGGGGUUUUUGAAUCGACUAAGGUUAGUCUUGAACCGGGUCCGCCGGAGCUGCCUAACACUGCCAAUGUCGUCAUCAACAUCGUUGAGGCUGUUAACAAAGUCUCUGGUGAAUUUGGUGUUUAUACCAAACCCUCGACCAGUUCUUGGACUGCUGAAGGUACUCUUAAGUACAAAAAUCCAUUAGGUUAUGGUGAUCUAUGGGAUGCUUCUGUGGCUUACGGUGCUAACCAAGCAACAGAGGUGAGUGUGGGGUUAUAUGUUCCUCGACUUAAAGCAACUUCAACUCCCAUUGCAGCACGUCUGUCCAUGCUUUCCCAAGAUUGGCAAGAGUUUUCUUCUUACAAAGAGCAAUCGUUGGGCAUGUCUCUUGGCUUAAUCUCAACAAAGCACCAUGAUUUAGCAUACACUCUUGGAUGGCGUACCUUAACAGAUCCAUUACAAAUGUCAUCCAGGUCUGUAAGGAGGCAGCUCGGCCAUGGUUUGCUUUCAUCUUUGAAGUAUACAUUUAAAAUUGAUAGGAGAAACUCACCAAUUAGGCCAACAAAAGGACAUGCUUUUGUUUCUUCCACUCACCUUGGCGGCCUUACACCAGAUCAUCGCAGCUUGCGGUUUUUGCGUCAGGAGUUUGAUGUUCGGUAUGCUGUUCCCUUUGGGUUUUAUAAUACAGCACUGAACCUAGGGAUUUCUGCUGGUGCUGUUUUUCCAUGGGGACAUGAUUUCAGGAACAAGCCAUCUCCCCUUCCUGAAAGAUUUUAUUUGGGUGGUGAUUUCUCUCCAAUUUGCACCCUAGGAGGGCCAAUGACAUUAUGGGGAUUUAAAACCAGGGGAUUAGGUCCUGCUGAACCACGAAGACAAAGCAGAGAUGUAUUCAAUGAUGACAAUAAUGAUUCCUCUAAAUGGGACUUCGUUGGAGGAGAUCUUGCUGUUACAGCUUUUGCAGAUCUCUCUUUUGAUCUUCCGAUUAGGUGGUUAAGAGAACAUGGGGUUCAUGGCCAUGUUUUUGCUGGUGCAGGGAAUACUGCUAAAUUAACUCAGAAUGAAUAUAAGCACUUCUCCCCUCAGAGAUUCUUAGAAUCCUUCCGAACAUCAGUUGGAUGUGGAUUUGUUGUUCCUACUAGUCUUUUCCGCCUAGAGGGUAACUACUACUACAUACUCAGGCAGAAUGAACAUGAUCGUGGUAAAACUGGAUUCAGGUUCAGCUUCUCAGCUCCUUCAUAGAGGCUGAUUUCACAACCGAAAUUCUUUUCUUUUUAUGUAGUUUUCAAGCAUCAGACAUUUUUGCUGUCUGUUACUGGAGGGCUAGUUAUUUUUCAUUUCCUUGUCAUUUAAAAUCCAGACCGAAAAUCAAGCAAAGGCAUUGUUUCUGAUUUGGGGAUUUAUAGGAAUUAGUUUUUUGAAUAGAUAUUACCCCUCAGGGGUCAUAAUAUGUAGCUGAUGCUCAUUGCAUGUCAGAUGAAUUAAAUUUCAAAUUUAUGCACUCAUGUAAGAAGGCCUUGAUUGGCACUAAGAACUCUCAAACUUUGUUUGUCCAGCAUAAAUUGCAAAUAACCCAUGAUUGGUUGAGGUCA
This is a messenger RNA of Vicia villosa (hairy vetch), 2071 nucleotides long. RefSeq lists its product as uncharacterized. The transcript is spliced from 4 exons. The record is from RefSeq and is a predicted model, not a curated record. Gene Ontology annotation, cellular component: SAM complex; outer membrane. Bases 129 to 1721 code for a protein of 530 amino acids. Lineage: Eukaryota; Viridiplantae; Streptophyta; Magnoliopsida; Fabales; Fabaceae. Gene Ontology annotation, biological process: protein insertion into mitochondrial outer membrane.